Coffea arabica (coffee) is the source of this 2699-nucleotide messenger RNA. Lineage: Eukaryota; Viridiplantae; Streptophyta; Magnoliopsida; Gentianales; Rubiaceae. The record is from RefSeq and is a predicted model, not a curated record.
CAAUUGCUACAACCUGAUAUGUACAUCUCACGUAGUCAUGCCAAUUAUAGCAAACAAUAAAACAAUGGCAUGUGCAAAUUCAGUGAGUACCUUCCUCGACAUUAAAUUUCCAAGCACAAACCUAACAGGUGUUUUUUCAAUGUUGUCUUCAAUUUUUACAUUCUAGUUUUCUAGUAAUUCCCAAUUGAAGGAAAUACAACGGGGCUCAGAUUGUAAACUUGGAGUUCUCUGCAUAUCAAUUAGUUCUUCCUCCUCAGAAGUGAACUCCACCAGAUGGGGGUCUGAAUGAUCAAACUCAAAUUAUUCUCCAGUCAUAGCCUGUCAUGCAGGGGCAGUUUACCCCUUAUACCUGAAAAGGAGGAAUAAGAUCCAUUUACAUACAUGGGAAAUGUUUAAUAGGACCGCGUUAACCUGAUCACAGCAUUAACCUGGGGCAGUUUGCCCCUUUUACCUGAAAAGAAAGAAUAAGAUCCAACUUCCUCUGUUGUUAGAUGCCUUGAGGACAGCAUUACCCUGCGUGAUUAGAUUUGUUAUGACACUUGUAGAGUUAAAUAGUACAUAGUAGCAGAAUUAACAUGAAUUUUUUUUUCCUCUUUCGGUUUCUAUAAGCUUUCUAUUAAUUAAGUUGAAAGGAAACUCAAAUCAUCAAAUUUUAAAACUCAAGCAUUCCAAAAUGACAUUUUGUCUUGUUACAUCCUAUAAUUCAAAAAGAGUGGAGAAGAAUCACAAACAACUUGCAGGUUGCAGUAUAAAAAACAGUUUGCAUCAUAUGAUCAAAUCCAAAUUGAUUUAGAUCAAUAUGAUAUACUAUCAAGUCUAUCACAGUUUACAAUACUGAAAGAUUCUUCAAGAAUUGUGCUUUACAGUAAAAUGGCUUACCAAAUACUUUUAACAGUACCACCAUUCAACUACUAAGCCACCUGCUCUCGGGAAAUAAAGUAUUUGAAGGCUUUGUAGUCUGCCAAUUCAAGCACCAUAACUGGGCUAACUCCAAGUUCCUCAUAAACUCAUCUUACCAAACUACAGCAUCAAGUAAUGGGACAAUCAACUAAAGGUUAUAUUGAUACCCAGAAAAGGUACUUAUUACUAUACUUCAAUUGCACUAUAUUGACCAUGUUUUGCUUAUUUGCUGGAACUUAUUAAGUACUCAUGGUAGUACUGAAAUACAAUUGCGCAAUAUUUCUGCUGAUUAUCUUUGUAGCUCUUCCUUUCGAUCCUGGUAUAUUAUGAUAAAAACAUAUUUCUUUGAUCUCUCAAAUCCAUUCACUUCAUGGUUACUUCUGAACAAAAUGUAUGAAAGUGACAAGAUUUGAAAUUAUGGGCACCUGUAGAAUCUGUGCCCAAUAUAGAUGCGCACUUUUUUUUUUUUGGUUGUUGGGGGGGGGGGGAGUGGAUCUUGUUCUUUUUGCUAGGUAUGCAGUUGUGACGGGGGCAAACAGAGGGAUUGGAAUUGCAAUCUGUAAUGGAUUAGCUUUCCAUGGAAUCACAGUGGUGUUGACUGCAAGAGAUGAGAAGAGGGACUCGAUGCUCUUCACCAGCACAAAGGGACAGGUGAAUAAUGCUGCGGUUCUUGGAAACAUUCAUGAUCAUGAUGUUCGAAGAGCAGCAUUACACAGGAAACUGGAGCUCGAAUUGACUGGAAAGCUGUAUGCAAUGAGACAUAUGAAAUGUCAGUGGAAUGCUUGGAAACAAAUUGGUCCAAAAAGAAUGGUUGAAGCAUUCUUGCCUCUUCUCCAAUCAUCUCAAUCCCCAAGCAUUGUCAAUGCUUCUUCUCUCGUAGGCAAGCUAGAGACUUCAUGAAAGCAGGUGCCCCAUGGGGCCAAAGGCUGGCCUUUAGCAUAUGCAAUCUCAAAAGCGAGUCUGAAUGCUUAUACAAGAAUUCUUGCCAAGAAGUUGCCUAGUUUCAAAGUGAUUUGUGUUUAUCCCGGUUAUGUGAAAACUGACAUGGGCCACAAUAUUGGUUUAUUGACGCCAGAAGAAGGUGCUGAAAGUCCCGUGAGGCUAGCUUUGUUGCCUGAUGAUGGUCCAUCUGGCUUGUUCUUUAGUCAAAAAGAAGUAUCAUCUUUUGAAUGAGAAAACCAUCUUUAACAACAUUCAGUGUAGCCUAGAAAAUGUUGCCCCCUAUCACCGUUUCUGCUUUUCUUUGUGUGUAUUGCAGUGCCAUUUUCAAGACUAUGCUGUACUGCUCAGCAAUCAACGAACAUUUUUGACCAUCUACUGGUUGUUACGUAUAAACAUCUACUGGCUUGGUUUCUGCAACACUAAUUCAUCGAUCCAUUGGGACGUUAAGAGGCACUGAACUAGGCAAUCUGCUUCUUCAAGAAUAUGGAUUUUCAAAUUCUUCAUCAUGCAUAGGAUGUCAUUUUAACUUAACAGAGAUGAACUCACGAUAGCAUCACAGUCUAAACCUUGCUCAACUAUAUCAAGAUGGCUUGGCCUAAAUCAGGGUGGCGAAAUUGUUCAAGUUUGGAUCUUGGCCUAGGCUUGGAAAAACAUCACUGCUGCUUUCACAUGACCACUUGAUUUAAGAUAUAAGCAGCAGGUUAUUUAUCACCUAGCUUCUGAGGAUUGUGGAACCAAACGGAAUCAACAAGCAAGGGGAUGAUUAAUUUGAAAAAAUGUCUUCUUUCUUUCAUGUUGUAAAAUCAUGUGGUAUUAAUUUUUCUUGUUUCAAUAGUAAAUCAAGAAAAUUGCUUUAG